Exophiala oligosperma is the source of this 1998-nucleotide messenger RNA. RefSeq lists its product as uncharacterized. The record is from RefSeq and is a predicted model, not a curated record. NCBI's taxonomy places the organism in Eukaryota, Fungi, Ascomycota, Eurotiomycetes, Chaetothyriales, Herpotrichiellaceae. The transcript has 3 exons. Gene Ontology annotation, molecular function: pyridoxal phosphate binding; L-aspartate:2-oxoglutarate transaminase activity. Gene Ontology annotation, biological process: L-aspartate biosynthetic process. Gene Ontology annotation, cellular component: cytosol. The coding region runs from base 330 to 1682 and encodes 450 amino acids.
CCAUUGAAUAAGUACCUCAUUACUCCGUACUGAGAGUCCUUCGUACGGAUAGAUUGGCCAAGUCAGGAUAUCACAAGCAUAUCUGCGCUCCGAAGCAUCAUCUAAAUACUUGUAUUCAGUGCUGAGACUUAACCUCGCUACCUUUCCACCGCUUUACCGAAGACUUGCCAGCAUCGCAAGCUUAAUUACGUUCAUUCCGUCCGCCCACAGUCCACACAGGUACGUACAAGUUCCAUCCGUCCCUCUCGACACUUUUUUUCCCUUCCCCGGCACGAAUCGUGAAACCGGAGGUGACCACCACGCCACUUUGUCUGGUUUCCACAAACAACAUGUCCUCACCGCUCAAAUCUUCCUCCCACUCUCUUUCGUCUCAAUCUAAUAACGCCGCUUCUCGUCUCUCUCAGGUCAAUCAACAUACCAUGGGUUCUACGGGAGAAUCGGCUGCUGCGGUCACUCGCUUCAGCGACAAUGUGGUGCCACAGGCUCCAGAAGACCCGUUGUUUGGUCUGAUGGCAGCAUACCGCAGAGAUACAUAUGAAAAGAAGGUUGACUUGGGCAUCGGCGCAUACAGAGACAACAAUGCAAAACCAUGGGUCUUGCCAGUUGUGAAGAAGGCCGAUGAGAUUCUUCGAAAUGACCCCAAUCUGAACCACGAAUACCUCCCGAUCGCCGGUCUUGCAGACUUUACAUCGGCGGCGCAAAAGUUGAUCCUUGGAUCAGACAGCCCUGCCAUCAAAGAAGGACGGGUAUGCUCACUGCAAACCAUCUCUGGCACCGGAGCCGUCCAUCUAGGUGGUCUGUUCCUUUCGAAAUUCCUCCAGUCACCGACGAUCUACGUGUCGAACCCGACAUGGGCCAACCACAAUCAAAUUUUCACAAACGUCCACCUCCCCAUCAAACAAUACCCAUACUUCUCCGCAAAGACAAAGAUGCUCGACCUAGACGGUAUGCUCAGUACGCUGAAAGCGGCGGACAAGGGCAGCAUCGUGCUCCUGCACGCCUGCGCACACAACCCUACCGGUGUGGACCCGACGCAAGAGCAGUGGAAACAGGUGGCGCAGGUGUGCCGUGAGCGUUCGCUCUUCCCCUUCUUCGACUGUGCCUACCAAGGCUUUGCCUCGGGCAACCUGGCCAAGGACAACUGGGCGAUCCGACACUUUGUGGAACAAGGGUUUGAGUUGGUCAUCGCCCAGUCGUUUGCCAAAAACUUUGGUCUCUACGGUGAGCGUGCCGGUGCGUUCCACUUUGUUGCCGCGCCGAGCGCCAAAGCGCAGGACAUCACCAAGCGCGUGUCGAGUCAGCUGGCCAUCCUACAACGGAGUGAAAUCAGCAACCCCCCUGCCUACGGUGCACGAAUCGCCAGCACGGUCCUCAACGACGCUGGACUUUUCGGCCAGUGGGAGGACGAUCUGCGGACCAUGUCUGGACGGAUCAUCGAGAUGCGAAAGAGCCUGAAGGCGGAACUGGACAGACUCGGCACACCCGGUAACUGGGAUCACAUCACGAGUCAGAUCGGCAUGUUCAGCUUCACGGGUCUCAGCGAACCGCAGGUUCUGGCGAUCCGCGAAAAGUGGCACGUCUACAUGACCAAGAAUGGAAGAAUCAGUAUGGCGGGUCUCAACACCGGCAAUGUCAAGUACUUUGCAGAGGCGUUGGAUGAUGUAGUGAGGAAUGUGAAAUGAGUCGGUCUCCGUACUCGUACGGGAGGUGUGGGAAACAGAGAGGGAAGAAGGGUGUAUAUGAAUACAAACACACUGGGCGGGGGAUGAGGACGAGAGAUGAUGACCUACAUUCAGUCGGGCUUAUCAUGGAUGAAUUUUUCUUUCCUCUCUUCGAUACGAGCUAUCUGGGGGUAUGUGCCCGAUAGGUAUUCGGGGGUGCAGAUUCAUUGGCGUCCUUCGUUUUCUUCUGCCAUGUAGAGAUAUCAAAAAGAGCAAAAGAUGGGUUCUUGGUAGGCCCGUGACUUGGGCUAUCAAAUCUGCAUUGGACCACACAAUA